Messenger RNA from Papilio polytes (common Mormon), 2043 nucleotides. Its product is annotated as STAGA complex 65 subunit gamma-like. Lineage: Eukaryota; Metazoa; Arthropoda; Insecta; Lepidoptera; Papilionidae. Gene Ontology annotation, molecular function: transcription coactivator activity; protein heterodimerization activity. Gene Ontology annotation, cellular component: SAGA complex. The coding region runs from base 154 to 1125 and encodes 323 amino acids. The record is from RefSeq and is a predicted model, not a curated record. The transcript has a single exon.
AUAAAUACAAACACAACACAAGAAUCCAAAUAUUUAUUUCAUAAUAUAAUUUUCAUAAUAACAUAAAAUGAAGAAACAAAAACGAUUCUAAGUUGUUUUUCAAAUAUUGCUUAUUUAGUUCGUGUUCCAAUUUACACUUACGUUUUAUUAAAAAUGUCGAAAAAACUGUGGGGAGAGUUUGAAGAGGACGAAACCGAUGAUAAUAUACAACAGACCGUUAACUUUAACCCCAUUAUCGAAUUGGGCAUGCAAAAUAUACCAGAAAUACCGAUUACCGUAAAAUCGUCACCUGUAGAACUACCAAAACCAAAUUUAAUUACUCAUACGAUACGAUUGCAUGCAUACUCGAGGCAACUAACAGCUAUAUUAGAACAAACCGAGAACGCAGUUUUCGAAGGAGCUCGUCUAGACGUGAUGAGCUUACCAACGCCACCUCCAGAACUCAAUAUAGAAUUAGAACACGAAUCUACAGUACCAGUAAACUUUCUUCCAAAGGAGUAUUGUGAUUUUUCUCGUGGUAAAGGACCAGUUAUUUUACCCUUUACACCUGAAAGUCAUAAGCGUGCGUUACGCCAGUGUGCAGCUAUCGCCCUUGGCCACAUUGGUAUCACAACUUGUACUAACACAGCCCUCAAUGCACUAGCAGAUGCUUUGGACCUUUACUUGAAUAAUAUGUGCAAACUUAUGAGAACUGUAGUAGAUAGAGAAGCAAGUGGUAUUAAAUCUGGCUUCCCUGAUGUGAUGGCAAAAGUUUUUGCAGAUUUAAAUGUUGGUAACCUCCAUGAGUUUUAUCAGAACCGUGUAGUCAAGUAUCAUGCUAAAAUUAAAAGAACAUGUGAAGAAUUAAAAGUACAAUGUGAGUCUCUGGCUUUAGGAGAGCUUGCUCAACCAUUGGAAGAAGUGCCAGAGUUACAUUUCCCGGCAGCACUAGAUGAUGCUUUCACACCUUCACUGGAGCCUGGUUUUCAAAUGUUACAAAGCUUGGAGCAAGACCAAUUAGAAGGGUUGGAUAUUCUGGAUACUGUUACUGCAGACAACAUUGCAGUAGACCAGAUUGAUUUCUCACAGCCUGAAACAGUUAAAAUAUCAUCUCUAUCACCUGGUGCAAGAAAAAAACGAAAAUAAAUCAUUUAUCAUAUUCAUAAUCUCUUACUUUAAGAAUAUUUGUCUAUACUAAAAUAAUAGAGAUUUGUAUUUUUGUAUGUAUUGUUAUUUCUCAAAAACCACUGGGUCAAUUUUAAAAAUUCUUCACUGUUAGAAAUGUAAUAUAUCUGUGAGGUAACACAGGCUAUAGUUAUUUUUUUUUUUUUUAAUUUUACGCGGGUUGGAGUCGCUACUAUUAAAUAUGAAAUAUCUUCGACACAUAAAGGAAAUGUGCACAUUUUGUGUUUACUUGAAAACAAGGACAUUCAUAAAUGACUAUGUUAUUUAUUCUUUACUAGCUUUUGCCCACAAUUCCAUUUAUGUGAAAUCAAAAAAAUAGAAAGUAGCCUAUUUUCUUCCUGACUAUGAUAUACAUAUGAACCUGUUGAGAUACCUUUAGUUGGUCUGGAGAUACCUUCUAACAUCCAUCCAUCUUUUUUUAAUAAUCAAAUUUUUUACACUAAGACUUUCUUUAGUGUUAUAAAAAUAUGUUAAGGAAAAAAAAAACAAUUUUUAGCACCAAAUAAUUUAUCUGAUUGAGAUUUUCAAAACACAAAGUUUGACAAAAUUAUUUACUGCCAAUAUUCUUCUACAUUUACAUUAUAUACAAUUUAUAAUUAAAAAAAUAUCCAAAUUUCAAAACAUAAGUAAAUGCCAGUGCGUCUACAUGUAAAAUUGUAAAAUGAGAACAAAUUGGAAUUCCACAAAAUGUUUAACUAUUACUAAAUCUUACAUAGGCAGUAUAAAAGUAUUAACAUUUUGAAAUAAGCAGAAAUAUGUCUCUUCAUAAAUUUGUAUAAAUCAAGAUUGGCUCCGAGAUUGAUAAAUGUUUUUAAAACAUGAUUUAGAUUAUCUUUGAAAUAGGCAAGACUUCAAAAUUUCCUGAAUUACAGUAUUAAA